UAAGGUUUUGAUUGGCUUUCCAAAGAGGCAGUGUCCUAUAAAUUGCCUUCUCUGCUUUGCUUCUGCCUUCUGCCACCAGCUGAGACCCAGCACACCUGAAAGGAGAAGAUGCCAAUCAUCAGGAACCUGGGCAGAGCUGCCAGCCAGCUGCUGCAGAGCUCUGGCUGUGGCUGUGGGGUGUCCCUGGUGCCUGUCAGGGCCAUUGGGGUGUCCCCACGCCAGGUGGCCUCUGAUGCCAGCUUCCACUCGGUGACAUUCUCUGAGUCAGAUCACCCCCGAGUGCUAAUCACAGGUGGUCUUGGCCAGCUCGGCGUGGGACUUGCAAAGCUGCUGAGGAAACGCUUUGGAAAGAACAAUGUGAUCUUGUCUGACAUCAGAAAGCCUGCAGAUAAUGUUUUUUAUAGUGGUCCUUUUAUCUUCGCUGAUAUCCUGGACUACAAGAACCUGCGGGAGAUCGUGGUCAACAACCGCAUCACGUGGCUGUUCCACUACAGCGCCCUGCUCAGCGCCGUGGGAGAGGCCAACGUGCCCCUGGCCAGGGCUGUCAACAUCACUGGUUUACACAAUGUUCUGGAUAUUGCAGCUGAGCAUAAUUUGAGGCUCUUUGUUCCAAGCACCAUUGGAGCCUUUGGACCCACCUCUCCUCGAGAUCCAACUCCUGAUAUCUGCAUUCAGAGACCAAGGACAAUCUAUGGAGUCUCCAAGGUCCACGCUGAGCUCAUGGGAGAAUACUACCACUACCGCUAUGGGCUGGAUUUCCGCUGCCUCAGGUACCCUGGGAUUAUCUCUGCUGACUCCCAGCCUGGGGGGGGAACAACUGAUUAUGCUGUCAAGAUUUUCCAUGAUGCCAUCAAGUCUGGCAAGUUCAAGUGUUACCUGAGGCCGGACACCCGGCUGCCCAUGAUGUACAUCGACGACUGCCUGAAGGCCACGCUGGAGGUCAUGGAGGCUCCUGCUGAAGCCCUGACCAUGAGGACCUACAACAUCAAUGCCAUGAGCUUCACUCCUGAGGAGCUGGCCCAGGAGGUGCAGAAGUAUGUCCCUGAGCUCCAGGUGACCUACAACGUGGAUCAAGUCAGGCAGGCCAUAGCUGACAGCUGGCCCAUGAACUUCGACGACAGCAACGCCCGCAGGGAUUGGGGUUGGAAACACGAUUAUGACCUCCCUGAGCUGGUGACCACCAUGUUUAGCUACCUUGGCUCUGACUCUAGGAUUGCCCAAGCUAACUGAAAUGCUUUCAGAUGUUUCCAGAUUGCCACAGAGGACCAGGAAGAAAUUUUAGUUUGGAAUUUUCUGAGGCUUAGAGCGUGUCAGUUACUCAUUUUCGUAAGUAGUGACAGAGUUGGGCAGAAGCAUCCUGCAGCUGGAAUGGCCUUUAGAUUAACAACAGCACUGGGUGCUGUCCCCACACACAGCACUGCUGACAAACACAGUUCUUGAACUUUCACACUUAGGGAAAACCACCCAAAGUAGCACUUACUCCUGGCUGAUGGCUCUCCAAUCAUUCCUGCCUCUUCCUUGGCAAACAGCAUGGGGUAGCAUUGUCCAGCCUGGCCUUUCAGGCAAAUCCCAAAAAAUUAAUGAUAGGUUUUCCAUUUUCCUGGUGGAGGAUGUUAGGUUGUAGCAAGAUCCUUUUAACUCUUUGCUUCAUCAGAAGAGCUGUUUCAUAUUUCCAAAUUGCAAGGGGUUGUUGCAAUUCUAGUUUGUAAUCAAACUUUGCCCAAUAGCUCCUAUUUAUAUCUCUCUUUAAUGCUGUCUAAGCAUACACUUUUCUAUACCAAGGGCAUACAGAGUAGCAUUCUUAUGAUGCUGCUUAUAAAUGUGAAGUGGAAUAGAACUUGAAUUCUCAUCAUGCUUUAAAAACCCAGGGUUUACAAGCAAAGCUUUGUCCUGUUCUCUGCAAGUGUCACUGCCUUCAGUGUAACCUCAGAGGGAGAGCUGAAAUCUGAAGAGCUGCUCCAUGGCUGUGAGUUUAGGUGGGAUUUCAGGGAGGCCAAGCCCCUGGCUGGGGUUUUUAGCUGUACUUCUGGUUCUCCCAGUUGUUUGGUGUCCCUGCAUAGUGACAGAUUGCCUGGAACAAGUUUUGAAGGUGAGCUGGGGAUGGAGCCUUAGAGUCAGAUCAGCCUUGGAAAUCUUUCCUGUUUCACCCCAUUUUCCACGUGCACUGUGUUUGGAGAUGCUGUUUGUAUGUAACUCAUGCCCUUUUAUUCUUCAGAGAGGAAUCCAGAAGCUGAAACCAUCUUCUAGCUACAGCUAAGGGCUGCUCUGCUCGUUGAGUUUCAUGCACAGGAGAUUCUGGGAUGAACAAGGGAGUUUUAGUAGAUGUGUGAGAGGAAGAGGUGUCAGUUCAAAAGCUACUUAGGAGACUUCAGGAAAUGACAAACUGGAGAGACAGGGAAGUCAUUGUAGGUAAAAUACCAGUUUCUAUGGAUGUGUGUCUGAGCUGUCAGUUGCUCUAGCUGAGAAACAGCCUCUGGGAGCUUUGGACUGUAUUUUUUUUCAAAGAAAAAAUAUCUUUCAUUUUCAAAAUGACUGGAAAUUCCCUACAGAAACCUUUCUUUUUCUUUUUUUUUUUUUUUUUUUUUUUUUUUUUUUUUUUUUUUUUUUUUAAAUUUGUAUACUCCAGUAGUGUGUGUAGUAAAAACAUUCAAGUAUUUUUUUUUUUGCCUACAACUUGUUUGCUCUGUUUUCUGUGACUGUGCUUUGGUGGUUGUGAGUCUGUUGUGUUUCUCUGUAACCCUGCCAUGCUCAGACUUUUGUCUCUUUGUGCAGGAGUUCUCCUGCAGGGAAUGUGUUUCCUCACAAAAGUAACCUUCCAAUGAAGAUUCUGUGGUGAAACCCAGUUAUUGCAAACAUUUGUUACACUUGUAUCUCUUGGUUUUGUACUUCUUUUAUCCUUUCAUCCGUGGGCAAAGUAGGAAUUUCCCAGGUAUUUAAGCUCAAGGGUCGUGGCUGUUACUGAAACAUUUUUUUAUUGUUUACGUUGCUGAAAGGACAAGUUUUUAAACUUUGGCCACUGUUGUAACUCUCACCUAGCUCAAGUGCAAUUUUUGGCCCAAUGGGCCAGUGAAGUCAGCCCUCCCUUCACACCCUGGAUUAUCUCCCAGGGACCUGGAGCCAGCAGAUGAAGGGCUGGAAAGGAGCUGAAGUGUCUUGUCCACUCCUCAGUGCCUCUGUUUCACCCUUGGGAAGUGUAAAAUAAAGGGUUGCUGGUGGCUCUCACUCCAUUUCCUUACAUCACUCAAAGUCCUGGGUCUGAUCCCCUCAUCCUCAUUCCCAGCUCCAGUUUAGUUGAAUCAACAAGAGGGAGGAGCAGGAAUGUUCUUUGUUCUGAAACACUGUCCUUGGUGAUGGAAUUACACAGAAUCCUUGGAACAGGUGUCACAGCAAAGGGGAAAUACAAACCUAUGGAAUUUUGAACACAGUUUUGUUUUUCCUGCCAAGAUGUUGCUGGCCUCAUUUAUGGCUGCCAUUUAAGCAACUGAAUUUUUUAAAAAUCUGAAAUAAACCAUGUUCCAAUAGAGGGUGGUCUGGAGGAAACUGGUGACAAUCAGGGAAUGUUAUUAAAUGUGUCUCCAAGGUCCACACCCUGUUUGAAAUUCUCAUUUUCAGUCUCACCAAUGAUCUGUAUAUUUUUCCCCACCAUGUCUUUCAUGUUAACUUCUCUUGUAAUGAUGUCACAAUUCUUUUUCUGUAUUAAACCAACUUGAUGUGGUACAAGAUAUCUACCUUUUGUUAGCAGUUGGAAGUUUGACAUCUGGGCAGAGACUUCCUUUGUGACACUUGAGCACUGUGACUGUUAAAUUACCUAUUCAGGACAAAAAAAAAAAAAGUAAAAAAAAAAGCUGUUAAGAAUAUUUUUUCAACUAUUGUUAGUUGUGGGUAAUGCCUACUUUAAUAAAAUCCUUUGCAGGUGGA
Oenanthe melanoleuca is the source of this 3918-nucleotide messenger RNA. Its product is annotated as L-threonine 3-dehydrogenase, mitochondrial-like. The record is from RefSeq and is a predicted model, not a curated record. Gene Ontology annotation, molecular function: L-threonine 3-dehydrogenase activity. Bases 109 to 1230 code for a protein of 373 amino acids. The transcript has 9 exons. Gene Ontology annotation, biological process: L-threonine catabolic process. NCBI's taxonomy places the organism in Eukaryota, Metazoa, Chordata, Aves, Passeriformes, Muscicapidae.